Messenger RNA from Bradysia coprophila, 1229 nucleotides. RefSeq names its product Cuticular protein 100A (gene Cpr100A). Gene Ontology annotation, cellular component: chitin-based extracellular matrix. Lineage: Eukaryota; Metazoa; Arthropoda; Insecta; Diptera; Sciaridae. Gene Ontology annotation, molecular function: structural constituent of chitin-based larval cuticle. The record is from RefSeq and is a predicted model, not a curated record.
ACACACACGCCUAAAUAUACGAGGGACAAACACGAUUUAUAUUUAUAUGUAUAUAUCUAUAUGUAUAAAGCAAUGCGCGCACUUACCAUUCUUUUCAUAACAUUACAAUUUGUAAAGGGGGCAAUCAAGGUUUUUAAGUCUCAUAUAAAAGUCAUUCGAUGCAGUCCCAACAAUCAGUUCCCUCUUUUCAUCGGUCAGUGUUCGAUAGACUAAUUGUACAAUUUUUGUUGUCUUUGUAAAGGCUAAACAUUUGAAGCAGUUUACAUAAAUCGAAUAUAAAAAGAAAUUCAAAAUGUUGCGAUUUGCUUUAUUGUCCGCAUGUGUUGUACUGGCUGCAUCACAGCAAUACCAUCAAAAUCCUCAAACUGCUGCCAUUAUAAGCGAGCAGCGAUACCUAGCUGGCAACCAAUUUGGAGCCACAUACGACACCGAAGAUGGAACAAACUUCAAAGAAGAAACUGAUGCUGAUGGCACCCGUCAUGGAAGUUACAGUUACAUUGACCCAACUGGUCAAAAACGUACAAUCUCUUACACAGCUGGUAAAAAUGGAUUCCAAGCAACUGGUGAUCAUAUUCCAGUAGCACCAGCCCCACCACCACAUGCUCAACCCCAAUUCCAUGCCCAACAACAACAACAACAACAAGCACAACCCCGUCAUCAACCCCAACAAUUCAGCUCUGAAGGCGAUAACUUCGAUGACGGCCAAUACGAUCCACGAUACAACGAUCCAAGCUUCUCACCGAACACAAACAAUCACUUUGCUGCUGCUCCCGUCCAUGCUGCUCCAGCUCCAGUUCAUGCUCCAGCUCCAGUUCAUUACAAUCCACAACCAGCCCCACAACAAUUCAUUCCACAACAACAAAACUUCAACCACAUCCCACAAUACACAACCACACCGAAUCCACACCGUUUCCAACCACCGGGUAAACUUGCAUUGAACCGUACCCCAGACGGUUUCUCCUACAGCUUCAACAAAGUUUAGAUGAUUUCUUUUCUCGAUAUUUUGUAUUUUGAUAAAAGAAUUGCGGGUCAACUUGUUUGAUUUUUCCAUAAAUUUUGUUAUUAUUUUGACCUGUAUGUGUGUGAUGUUGACUAUAAAAUAAUGUUUAAUUUGAAGACUUGGUAUGAUCAAGAAAAAACAAACAAAAUAUGUAUACCAACGCUACAAGCUUAAUUUAUAAUAUUUAGUAUUCGAGCUGUGUCUUUUUUUAAAUUAAUAAAAAAACAAG